AUGCACACGAUCGUCUCCAAAAUGGCAACUAUAAGGGAUCCCAAGCAGAUACUUCCGAGAUUCAGUGUCACGGCUCGCAGCCACGCCCCCAUCGUGAUGAACGGCGUGUUGGCGGCAUUUUUCCACGCCGCGACGGUCCCGGCCGUCGUGACGCCGAUGAUAUUGCGCAGUACGAAGGUGGCCCAGAAGUAGAUGAGCAGCAUACCGCACAGCACGCCAACUAUCGCACCCGACUUGUACUUGAGGU
This is a messenger RNA of Phytophthora nicotianae INRA-310, 247 nucleotides long. RefSeq lists its product as hypothetical. The record is from RefSeq and is a predicted model, not a curated record. NCBI's taxonomy places the organism in Eukaryota, Oomycota, Peronosporomycetes, Peronosporales, Peronosporaceae. The coding region runs from base 1 to 192 and encodes 63 amino acids. The transcript has a single exon.